Phlebotomus argentipes is the source of this 1627-nucleotide messenger RNA. RefSeq lists its product as uncharacterized. The coding region runs from base 104 to 856 and encodes 250 amino acids. NCBI's taxonomy places the organism in Eukaryota, Metazoa, Arthropoda, Insecta, Diptera, Psychodidae. The transcript has 3 exons. The record is from RefSeq and is a predicted model, not a curated record.
UCUCCGGCGCGAAUUGGAAGCAGUCGUCUCAGCGUUCUGUGUGCUGUUCUCUGGGUUCUUGAAUGUGAAAGUGGAGUCAAAUUGAUUGGCAAAGAGCGUGAGAAUGAAGUCAGUGAUCAGCCUCAUUGUGCCCUGCUUCCUGGCCAUGCUGGCCAUGGCAGAUGACGAGUUCACGGGAUCACCAAUGCACUGCCAAGAACUCAAUCCACAAAGCCACUUGGAUCUCGAGCAAAUCAUGGGUUUGUGGUACGGCAGCGAGAUCUACACGCAUCACGACAACGAGGAGCGUGAGCUGGUGUACAAUUCCUGCGUGGUAAUCCAUCUGGUUGAGGUGACGAAUGACAUGACCACCACGGAGAGGAGCCCGCGACCUGGGGAAUACGGCUACGGGAGCACUUACCGGGGAAGGAAUAACAGACAGAACUUCCGCUACCUCAGGCUCGUGUGGGAUGAGCGCGAGAAAACACUUGAAUACACGAUGCGUCUCAAUGCCUCGCGGCGAGGCUUCUGGAUCACGACGGCGCCCCAGGGCGGAGGACCCUUUGAGCUGGAGCACGGCACCUUCAGUGGCACUGUGCAGGUCAUGAAAGCCGUUGGGGAUCACCUGGUGCUCACUUUCUGCCAACACUUCCCCACCGGAACACUCUUCUCCAUUGUUCUGUCGCGACAGCCCAACACCCUCACUCUGGAGGACAUCCAGAGCGUGCGGAAUCUGCUCAAGAGACGCGGAUUGCCGACGACGAACGUGCGGAAGGUGUGCCGAAGCGGCUCUGGUCGCCCCGACGGCGCCCUCAGCACCACCCUGCUCAUCCUCCUGGCCACCCUGCCAUGCCUCACGAAAUUUCUGGCAAUUUAGGCCUCCAUCCCUCGCCUGAACCGCGCGCACCAACACUAAUUCCAUCCAAUUUCGCAUCAUACACACUGGAAUCUCCAUCACCAUAAUUUAUAUAUGUAACUCGUCGCUGACCCUUUCAUCGCAACUCCCCUCCCCUUUGCCGCCUAAUAAAAGUCAAUACAAUUAGUGAGUGUCUUAUGGGCCGCAUGGCAGAUGAUCUUGAGAGAGAUAAAUAAAGAGAUGUCCAGCGGACGAAAAUAUACACAAAAAUAUUUAUUGUGCCCGUAAAACAAGGCAUUUUGUCAGUUUCUUCUCAAAUGUCCAACAAGUAAUUGAUUAAUCGACCAUCAUUACCAAUGUUACCAAUUAUAAGAAUUAAAGUCACUUUUCCGUCCACUGAGACGCUCGCCAGUGGGUGUUGAUUCACCACAGUCUCGAGGAAGGAGGGAUCAAGAGGUCACGACGGAGGCACCGCAAACGAACUCCUCAAUUGAAUAGUGGCACGAGUUCAUGAAAUAUUACCCCCAGUUCACAUCUAACGCCUUUCGCAUUCACUACAAUGCCACAGCACAGGCGAUGACAGAGGUUUUUGAGGAAUCUAAUUGUUAUAAUCUGUGGCAGAGCAGACACUAAUUGUUCCAUGGUUCAGCAUUGUGGAACAUUUUGGAGAAAACGAUGAAUAUCGAAGUUUAAUCUAAACGUUAAAACUUUUUAAGAUUUCCAUCUUGGUGCCAGUGAAGAGUGGAAUAACUAAUAAAAGUCUUAUUUAAAAUAUUUAUACAUUCUUUGCGU